Messenger RNA from Actinia tenebrosa (Australian red waratah sea anemone), 2877 nucleotides. RefSeq lists its product as uncharacterized. NCBI's taxonomy places the organism in Eukaryota, Metazoa, Cnidaria, Anthozoa, Actiniaria, Actiniidae. Gene Ontology annotation, molecular function: microtubule binding. Gene Ontology annotation, biological process: regulation of mitotic spindle assembly. Gene Ontology annotation, cellular component: ciliary transition zone; ciliary basal body; centriole. The record is from RefSeq and is a predicted model, not a curated record.
CAAGUAGUGCGAUGAAGUUCUUUAGCGCUGAGGGGUUGAACUUUAGUUGGAAUAGUAUGUCCGUACGAGUAAUUAGAGGAAGGAAAGAGAAAUGACGAAUGUCGCUCGCUCGUCAGCGCGCGCAAAAUGUUUACGUAACAAAAAACAAGUGCAUACGAAACAAAAGCUUUUCCUUUAGCAUUCAUUUGGCGAUGAUCGAAAAUGAAAGAUGGCGGCUAGGUUCAAGACUGUGUACCAAAAUUCAUUCCAAGGCUGUACGCCAGCUGGUGUUCUCAUGAGAGAAAUGGAAAAGAAGGCAGAAUACAGAAGGAAAAGACGACAAAGUGAAUAUUCUGAAGCAGGUUGUUUUUUUCCACCUGGAAAGAUAAACUUCGAAGAUAAAAUGGUUUACCGAUCUGCUUAUCAGCGCUAUUACAGGCAGCCAAGAUGGGACGAUUCUUCCGUGGAAGAAUUCCAGCAAAAGAUGAAGUAUCGAGUAGACAGAAGAAGUAUUGAACACCAGCAUCAAGCGUGGCUUUGGGACAGCGAUGAUGAAGAGGACGACAACGUUGAAGAAAUACCGAUAGACCACAACAACAACAACAAAGGCAAACAAGAUGAAAUCACACGGACAGAUCAAGGUGAAAACGAAAGGAGAAAUAAAUCAGUGCAAGCCUGGUUGAAAGAUCAACAAGGUCUUCAAGAAGUAGAAAAAAGACAUGAGGUACUAAGACCGAGAGAUCGGAUUAGACCAGAGAUUGAGCAUGCCAAAGAAAAAAUACACGACAGAAAUCAAGCGGAACAACCACGCGACAUUAAAAAGAAACUCUUCGAUGACGAACGACGGAGGCAUCGAUCUCCUAACAAGAAGAUCGAAGUUUCAAGAGAAAGAAGGUCAGCUUCGCCUUCUAGAGCGCCAAAUUUAGGAGAUAGAAAACGUCACCCUCCUUUCUUGGCGUACGGCUGGGCAAACGAUGGCCCCACUGAAUACAAGAAGACACACAACAUAUUGGCGUCACAACAUGAGGUGUACCCAGCAGCUUUGAGAGCUGCCAAACGAAGACAAAAUGUAAUUAAAGAAAAGGUAAAACUGCAUGAAGAAGCCAUACGAAAAAAAGAACUGGUUGCUCCUAUAGCAGAUGAAGAAGCAAAACUGUUUGCAAAGGAUAUGUGGAUCACUGAAUAUCAGAGGAACUUUUGCCAAGCAAAUGACAUUAAGAGGCAUUUUGGUAGAUAAGGCAUGAAGGUCCUGUAAAGAUUUUAUUUUUUAAUUAUUAAGUGUGUAAAUUUUGAUAUGGUAGAGUGUAAGUUUAGGGUUUUACUCAAAUUAAUAACAUUAUAUAUGUGUUAAUUAUUCACUUGUAUUAUAUUUUUUUAACGGUAACUAACAGACAAGCAUUAAUAUUUUUAGUAAAAUAAUCAUUGAUUAAAAAACACAUUACCCUGGGGUCCAAAGGUUAUUUGUUCUCACUCAGGCUCUUGCUGUUUUGAAGGGUGGUGCUCACUCGCUACAAUGAGAGGAAGUGAAAUAGAACCUGUGGAGCCUAGGGUAUCAAUGCAUAAACAAUAACUGUUAGGACAUUCGACCGUCAUUAUCCAACAUAAACAUUUUACAAGCAUAAAUUUAUUUGAAUUGUUAACCACUUGUUACAAAAAGUCCUAGCAAUAAUAAUGUGAAAUAACAAUGCUUAUUUUUCAAAAAUAAAAUAAAAUAUUUAUGUAUGUGCUUGCCUCUCUGCGACACAGGUUCAAUUCCCGACCUUCCACUACCUUACAAUAAAGCAUUUAUUUUAACUUAUAGUUACUUGUCAUGACAACCAAAAACAAUGUUCAGAAUUUAUUACAUGAAAAAGUAGCUUYAUUACUUACAAACCCCACUUUCAAAGACAUGUUUACAAGUAUGAACUGUACCUAAGUCAUGCUCCUUACAAAUUAGGAUUACAUCUUUUUGUUUCCAAGAAUGCAGAAAAUAAACCUGUGAAAAAAAUACUAAAACUAAAUAGUACUAAAUUGUGCAAAACACUUUGAUAGAGUGAAUACUACAGUAUAUAUCUAUGAAAUAGUUAACUAAUAAAAUUGUCCUACAUAGUUUUUAACGAAUAUAUAUGAUGUGCACCAUAUAUUUAUGAAAAAAUCUUUGUAAGAAAUUGGACAAAUAAGUAAGUUCAGUGCAUCUCAGGAGACCAUAGACUUUGCACCAAUUUGUAGAAUUUUAAUAGUUAACUUUUUCACAGGUAUAUGGUAUGCCCUCUACUUUGUUUAAAUAUACCCCUUGCAUGUUACAUCAAAGCUCCUCAAUAUCUGGGGGACAAAACAAAAGAAUUCCGAUCUCCUGAGAAUUGGAACCUAUUGUUUUGUUUCCCAGAUUGAGCUGCAUUCCAUAUUGCUGCAAGGGGUCUAUAGUACUAUGUAGUAAGAAUUAUUUAGUACAUUUUUAUGGAUUUAUUGUGACAUGCAAUUAUAUUAAUAAUCCUUAGCUUUUGAUUUUAUGUAACAUCUAGUUAACCACAUCCUUCCAUAAUAUUCUACUUUUACUCAUUUAUCCAAUUUUACAAGACUUUAAUAACUGACAACUAAAGUAAACUUGAACUUUUUAAGCACAGUUCAACCUUCAUCCUUAUAUUGUCUUAUACAUUUUUUUACUCACAUUUCUUUGUGACUAAAAAAAGGCAACCUUAGGCAUAAAUAUGUUUUUCCAUUUUAAACCAUGGGAAUAAGCAUUUUGUUUGAGUCUAUCCAUAUUCACAAAAAAACAAAGCAAUGAUACUCUAGGGAAUAACACUCUAGUGGUCUGAAAUGGAAAAACAAUAUGCCUAAGGUACGUGUAAAGAGGUCUAUCUGCAAUAUGUGUGUUGUAACUUUUCUGAAGAAAUUUAUAGCAGAUAUGAUGGCAAUGUU